AUGGCAGUUUACGCCUCUCAGCUCGGGUCUAAGGUACCCUUCACGAACAAUGCCCCCGUCCUGCCAACCCAUGCGCCUCCAGCUGGCACGUUCUUGCCAGGCACGAAAGUCCAGGUGGGAGAUCACCGGGUUAUCAUCGAGCGCUAUCUUUCCGAGGGUGGCUUUGCCCAUGUCUAUGUUGUUCUGCUCCCUCGGCCCGUCGAUGGGAAUCAGAAAGCCGUGCUCAAGCGAGUGGCCGUGCCUGACAAGGAGCACCUGGCCAACAUGCGGACAGAAGUUGAGACCAUGAAAAGACUGCGGGGCAAAAAGCAUAUCGUCAAGUAUAUUGAUUCGCACGCUUCCCAGCUGAAAGGCGGUGGAUACGAGGUGUUUCUGCUCAUGGAAUUUUGUCAGGGGGGAGGGCUCAUUGACUUCAUGAACACUCGGCUACAGAACAGGUUGACCGAGCCCGAAAUCCUGAAGAUCUUUACGGAUGUGGCCGAAGGAGUUGCGUGCAUGCACUACCUGAAACCCCCGUUGCUGCACCGGGACCUCAAAGUCGAAAAUGUUCUCAUUUCCACGAAUGGCUCAUCUAGGAUAUAUAAACUGUGUGAUUUUGGCUCGGCUGCUCCUGCCCGACCGGCCGCUACGAGCGCUGCAGAAGGACGUCUCAUUGAAGACGAUAUCAACCGCCAUACGACCUUACAGUAUCGCAGUCCGGAAAUGAUUGAUGUCUACCGAAAACAACCCAUUGACGAGAAAGCGGAUAUUUGGGCCCUUGGGGUAUUUCUGUAUAAGCUGUGCUAUUACACGACGCCAUUUGAAGAAGCAGGGCAGAUGGCGAUACUGAACGCAAAGUUCAAGUUUCCCGGCUAUCCACGAUUCUCCGACCAAUUGAAACUGCUCAUUGCUUCGAUGCUUCGGGAACGACCGACAGACCGGCCCAAUAUCUAUCAGGUGCUCCAAAAGGCGUGUCAAUUGGACGGCCGGGAAUUGGCCUUUGAAAACAUAUAUGCCCGUCGGACGCAGUCAGAGAGUCGCAAAGACCAAGUGCUUCCACAGCCGUCCAGUUCACAGUCUAGGGCCGGGGCCACCUUGUCUCCUCCCAAGCCGACAGCUCCUCCAACUGUUCCUGAUAUCGAGCCAAUGCGACGGGGACGGCCUACCAAACCUGUAUCUCACCAUGGCUCCGCAAAACCAAGCCCCUCGCCUCUCCGAAUGAUGGACGAUUCACACCCUGAUCCCUUUGCAGCGCUGGACGGAAACAAGGCUUCUGUCGAAGAUGAGCUUUCCUUAAGGUUCCCAACAUUGGAUCAGUUCUCGUUAAUGACGGACAAGGGCCAAAAGUUUGCGUUCGAAUCUCAAUCGGAGAAAAAGAGAGAACCUGUCGAGGCGGACUUGGCUCAACGAGUUACUAAUGCUCUCGCCGACGAGGCAUUUGCCAGGCCUCCCAGCCCACCGAAGCCGAAACCAACCACAGAAAAGCCGGCGCCCAUUAGCAAAUCGCAGACCGUGUUGCUGCAUAAAAAGUCCCUAGAAAGCAAAGAGUCGCAAGCACGAGCGAACCUCGUUAAUCCACCACCGGUCACAGCCCCCAAACCCUCUAUGGUGUCCACUGGCACCAUGACGACUCCUUCACAACCUCCUACGACGGAUGCCAAACCAUUUCCAAAUCGUCCAAUACAGCGCUUCCUCCCUCACGAACAGCCGCCGAAAGUGGCAGUGGCGGUGACGCAGAAAUACGAGACCAUGGAAUUACCUCCUCGGGAGCCCCGACCCUCUCGCAACAAAGACGUAUCAAGGCUUGCAAAUCUACUUCGAGAAGAUGGGUACAGGUCACAACUUGCUGGGGAUCUGGAGCAAAGGUCGCCCACGUCAUCACGCCCAUCUCUGGAGGGUGGUCGUCCGACUAUGCGAGAACUCAAUUCUGGAGUGAGCAGGUCAAGGUCACUCAAUUUCCGAAACCGACCCGCCAGCGUUAACAUCGGGGCGAGACCGACUCACAUCAAAGACACGGAAAUCAAAAGCCUUGACUACGACGCCACGUUCAAGAGUGCAGAGCCUGAAAUGGCGCCCUUGACGCAUGUCGAAUCCGCCACAAACAUUGCCUCAGACGUGGAUUUCCUUAGGGCCAAAGAAGAGGAAGAGAAGUCGCGCCGGCACCAUAGGAGAUUGGGCAGUGGCUCAAGACAUCUCAAACGAGCCAGUUUGCCAUCAAUCGUCCCUAAUAUCGCGGGCACGACCAAAUUGUUGGCAGGCAAGUUUGGAGACGCUUUCAAGAUGUUUGAGAGCAACAUCGACCCUACUCAUCACCGACAGCGAAGUGACUCACCCUCCCGCGACCCUAUCAACAUUCUCACCCCAAUUGCAGGCUCUGAGGCGACGGAUCUCAGCGAUGACCGUCAGCCGUGGGAUGACAUGGAGGAUUUGUCCCCCGAAAUGAGACGGGAGAUGGAAAAGCGCAAACUCGAGGCGGAAGAAAGAAGAGUAGCUCAGGCAGCCGCAGAGUAUAGACAGCGACUAGCAGCAAGAGGAGGCGGAGCUGUGGGCAGCAGUGGAGGUGUAGGACGGUCAGCAACCAUUCAGAACCGAGUGAAGUCGCUACUGAGCGAAAAUGAUCGGCCUGCGCAAAAGACAGCCACCGGCUAUGGCCAUUACACGGAAUCUCCAGCCCCUCAGCAGCACGGUCACUCGGACGAUAGACGGCCACAUCAACCGUCCCGGGCACCCCAAGCUCAUCAAUUAACCGGCAAACUGGAACGACACGGCAUCCCGGAAGUGGUGGCGUCUGCACCAGCCUCGUUGACAGAUCUUUCCCGAGUUGACCCCCGAGGACAGAAGCCCACUGCGCCGCCGAAACCAAAGGUGUUGCGGACAGGCGGCGUAGGGGAGUCGGCGGCGGUGAGUACGAGUGAAGUCAAUGCCCCAGCGGCGACCGAGGUGGAUGAAGACUGGGAGACCAACUUCAGCAAGCGGUAUCCCAGUCUGGCCGGCAUUGAAAUGGUGGAGACCUCGAUAGACGGGCCGAAGAACACCAGCUCCGUGCGCACCAAAGAAGUAUAA
Messenger RNA from Fonsecaea erecta, 3042 nucleotides. RefSeq lists its product as hypothetical. The transcript has a single exon. Gene Ontology annotation, cellular component: cytoplasm. Lineage: Eukaryota; Fungi; Ascomycota; Eurotiomycetes; Chaetothyriales; Herpotrichiellaceae. Gene Ontology annotation, molecular function: ATP binding; protein serine/threonine kinase activity. Gene Ontology annotation, biological process: protein autophosphorylation; actin cortical patch assembly; peptidyl-threonine phosphorylation. Bases 1 to 3042 code for a protein of 1013 amino acids. The record is from RefSeq and is a predicted model, not a curated record.